AUGGCUGCUCCAACCUCCCUACUGCCGGGUGGCAUUGCUGUUGUCACGGGUGCUGCGUCGGGCAUCGGCCGUGACACAGCUUUGGCUCUAGCACAAGCCGGCGUCGAAGGCCUCGUUCUGGCCGAUUUGGAACCCGCCGACGCUGUCGUCGAAGAGAGCCGCACGUUCGCGACCCAUGCCAAUCUACGCGCCAUUUCUGUACAGACCGAUGUAGCCGACGAAUCAAGCGUCGAUUCUUUAGUGGAGUUGGCAGUGAAGGAAUUCGGUCGCAUUGAUUACUGCGUUCACUCCGCGGGGAUGGGAAACAUCUCCGGCGCCACGACCGAACAUGUAAAGCCCAAUAUCUUCGACCAGACGCUGUCGAUAAACGCACGAGGCACGAUGCUCAUUCUGCGCGCCGUCUCUGCAGCCAUGGCGAAGCAGGAACCGCGCGAGCACAAAAACCUCCGAGCAGAAGGCACAAGGAGUCUCGGGCGCGGAUCAAUCGUGGUGGUAGGCUCGAUUAAUUCAAUCAUGGCGGCCCCGGGGAUGCUAUCCUACUGCGCAUCAAAGUGGGCGGUGCUUGGAAUGGCUAAAACAGCUGCAAUGGAUAAUAUUCCUCACCACAUCCGCGUCAAUACUGUAUGCCCGGCGUGGACCCAGACACCCAUGAUGGAGCGCAGCUUGAAGCGUGUGCCGCAACUAGGGGCGAUGGUCCAGGCUCUGAGUCCUUUGAAGAGAGGCGCUUUCCCGGAAGAAGUGUCUGAUGCAAUUGUGUUCCUGUGUAGCCCCGGUGCUAGCUACAUUAACGGGACGGUUAUAACGGUGGAUGCAGGUGCUACGGUCACAACUCCCAAGGCAGGACUGUGA
Messenger RNA from Aspergillus affinis, 849 nucleotides. Its product is annotated as SDR family NAD(P)-dependent oxidoreductase. Gene Ontology annotation, molecular function: oxidoreductase activity. The record is from RefSeq and is a predicted model, not a curated record. The transcript has 4 exons. Lineage: Eukaryota; Fungi; Ascomycota; Eurotiomycetes; Eurotiales; Aspergillaceae. Bases 1 to 849 code for a protein of 282 amino acids.